ACAGACGCGGAUUAGGGAUCGACUGUUCGUUCGCUCACUGGAUUAUUAAACUUCACAUUUGAAAAUCCUCAGAAUUCCAGGGAAUUGUCGAAUUCUGCGAGGAAUACUUGUAAAUAGCCGCCGUUCGCACGACAGACGGAAUCCCAAUGGCAUCCAAUAAUAUGUACAGAGUCGGGGAUUUCGUCUAUUUUGAAUCAUCAGCGACUGCCCCAUAUCAAAUCCGUCGAAUAGAUGAACUGAACAAGACUCCUACUGGCGCUGUUGAAGCCAAAGUUGCGUGUUACUACCGCAGACGUGACGUAUCCAAUGCAUUGAUCAACCAAGCCGAAAAAUAUUAUGGAAGUGAUGAUGAUUAUGAUGAUGAAUGCUCAAAUGAAACAACUCAGUCAAAUGUAAUCUCAAAAGAGACUUCCAAACGCUCCACCAUUGGGAUCACUGAAUUACAAAAACAUCAACUCAAACAUCGAGAAUUAUUUCUUUCACGGCAAAUUGAAUGUCUACCGGCUACUCAUAUUAGGGGCAAAUGCUCUGUUACACUACAUAAUGAUGCAGAACCACUAACAAACUAUCUGGCUAGAGAUGAGGCUUUUUACUACAAACUUAUAUAUGAUCCUAAUUUGAAAACUCUACAAGAAGAUCGAGGUUCAAUGAGAAUCGGAUCAGAUCAUCAGUCUGAGAUUCAGUGCUUACUGAAAUCAAAAUCAGAAGAUACCCGAUUAGCUGAAAUUCAUGAAGAAUUGGUAUGGUCGCCUUCACAUUCAUUAACUGAUCAAGAAAUCGAUAUGUUUUGUGUGUUAGCUAGAGCUGUGGGUACAUAUGGUCGUGCUCAUGACACUUCAUCAUCAGCUAGACAACCUCUUUUGUUAAGUGCAGCAGCUGCAGCUGGACGAGAUAUUACUCGACAACAUGCUCAUGAUAUUCUACAUGAAGCAAAUUAUGAUUUAAAUAAAGCAAUAAAUCUUCUAUUGCCUGGUGGUCAACCUGUUAUAUAUCGGGAUCAGUUGGAAGAUUGGUCUGCGAAUGAAGCGCAUAUAUUUGAAGAAGCAUUGGAUAAAUAUUCCAAGGUUUUCACAGAUAUACUGUCUGAUUGUUUACCAUGGAAAACGCAUAAAUCAAUUGUUGAACUUUAUUACUUUUGGAAAACCACUGAUCGUUAUGUUAGACAACGUCGAACUAAACUAGCUGCUCAGGAACAUAAAUUAAAACAGGUUUACAUUCCUAAUUAUAGUAAACCUAAUCCAGCUGUUUUGUAUCAUGGUACAGAUAAAGUUAGUCGACCAUGUGAAGGAUGCGGAUUUCUGAACUCCACACAGUGGUAUGCAUGGGGUUCAAACAGUAAUUCUCGUUUAUGCUCUGGUUGUUGGUCAUACUGGAAACGUUAUGGAGGUUUAAAAAAUAUCGAUUCUAAAGAACGUCCAACUACAACUCUACGUGUUCAACAUAUCAACAAUAAUCCAGUCAUGGAAACUGAUUCAAGAUCUGGUGGUCCUAUUAAUAUAACUGGAUCAGUGAAUCAUCAGUUUAAAUCUCAUUCUAUCGGACUACCAAUUGGAAUGAAUGAUACUCCAGAUAGUGACAUUGGCAUCAGUUCAGCUGAUCACAAUAUAUCUGGCACUAUGUUAAACAAUGGUAACGUUACCACUGGUAAUAGUGGUAAAUCAGUUGAUGGAUCAGGAUUCUUCAGUACACUGGUUGGAACCCCAAGAGGAACACAGUGUUUUAGAACUCCUUUAAUUAUACGCUUAGCACGAAUACUUUGCCCUGAUCUUGUUCAACCUCAACGCUUAGCCAGACAUCCUGGUGGCAUACCUGAAAUAUUCUCAUCUAAACAACAACAACUACUACUACUGUCACAGGAUGAAAAUGAAUGCACAGAACCAAACGUCACUGGAAUAGAUAAUUUGUCGGAGCGAAAUAUGUUGUUGAUGUAUACAGCACUGAAGACUGCCGCUCAACCGAUAAUAGCACAACUACCUGAUCCAUCCCUUUUGUUGACUCGUUCAAGGAAAACUUUACGCUUAAACGAUGUGGUCGACGCAAUGGCUUCACGUAAAGGUAUUAUAUUACAAACAUUAGAUCUAUCCUUGACUCUGAAUUUCCCACUCCCUAAUGGUCCUGUUCAUAGUCGUAAACGUCCCCAUUCUCCUGCUCCAAUCAAUUCACCAUUCCCCAAGAAAUCAGAUCAAACAGACGAUAAAGUAAAUGGAAAUAAUACCUCAUUCGUUUUGUCAGACAACUUAAUGAAUGAGAAAUGUUUACCUAAUGGAAGUACUACACCUGUUACGGAUAAUACUCCAUUUACUUUGAAAUCGGAUUGUCCGACUACAGCCACCUCUACUAUUGUUACAGACAAAUCUAAAAAGUCAACCGAACCAAGUUUAACCAAUCAAAAUUCAAUUUUAACAAGUAAUGGAAUCUCUGGGGAUGAUGAAAAACAAAUCAUAUCAAAUUGUGAAUCGGAACUUAUACAGGUCAUUUAUAUUUCAAUGGUUUUUCUCUUUUGGGAUAGUCUUAUUUUUGAAAUUUUCACUUUCUUAUCAUAAUGUACUAUGCCUUUGACCUAAAUCUAAGUAGUUUUCCUUGGGUAUAUUGUUUUAGAGUAGUGAUACUAGUUGGCUAUCGGGUAUAAGAUGCUAGAAUAAGUGUUUAAGUUAUGAGAGUGAUCAAUGCACAAAACUUAGUCAAUGAAGAGAUGAUACCUAUUUCCUACAUCUUGCCCAUAUAUCUUGUCAAGAUUUACAAGUUAAAAACUAAGAGGAUCUGAUGAAAUGACGUUGUUGAUGAUACAUCAUAGAAUGGUUAUCUAGUUAUUCCUAUGUUAAGUUGUCUAGUUACCUUUGAAUGAGUACUACCAGUUGACAUUUGAAUUUAUACCUAUCAUGUCUUCGGUAUCAUCAUCAAACUAAUCAUUGAGUGGUUUCUUGUGGAAUUGUGACUCAUUAACUUAAAGAGUUGACUUUCAACUAGUGAAUCAUAGUUUCGAACACCGCUCCCCAGCUUUCAAGGUUUUAGCAGCCAGGUAGUAUCGUCAGCCCUCAUACAAUUGGUUUAGUUUAUUGCUUAUUGCACGAACGUGCAUAAGGUUAUUGAGUGGAUGUCAUUCAUUCAUUCUUGACUCAGUUUCUUUUUUCUGCUAAUUAGGUGUAGAUAUACUCAGGUAAACCGAAGCACAAUUACAGUUUUCGACAAGUACAUCAUUGAUUUCAGUUUAUUUAUGAGCACUAUAGCUUGAUAACAUGAGGAUUAAAAUCACCAAUCUAUUGUUGGAUUUUGUAUUAUCCGAGAAAAUGUUGUUGUUUACAUACCAUUACAUUUAAUAUCUGUUCCACCUAUCUCGGUUUAUGUGACCAGGUAGUAUUGUAAACCCUCACAUAACACUGGAUAGUGGCCGCUAGUGAAAUCCAGGAUGCACGUUUCGUCAUAUUCUCGACCCGUCAGGUGUAUGCACCUCCUUCCUAGUGAGUAUUGUUUUCCCACUAUGUUUCGAAUCUGAGAGCGAUCAAAAGAACCUAUAUGCCGAUAGAGAGUGGUUAAUUCAGUCCAUUUAAAUUGUACUAUACAUCUAAUUAUGUUAUAUAAUGAGUAAACUUCUCAUUGAAGUCUAUGAGAUGAACUAUGAUUAACAAAUAUUCCAUGAGUUCAUCAUUUUACCUGUAAAUAUAUUUUGAGAAACUUUUUUUUAUGGUUUUUAAAAGGGUUUAGUUUUCUUGAAGGAGUAUACUUUACUCUUUAAGAAAUAAUUUGGAAUAACAUAGUAACUUUUCCUACAAAUAGAAUUUAUAUUCUGAAAAAUUGAUCUUUAACUUUACUUUCUCUUUUCUAGUAAACCGGAUGAAUCCAUGGGAUUUCUCUCAAUCACAUUUAAUAGUAAUUAACAAUUCUGUUAAAUCUGUUUCUCUUCCCUCUUUUCCCCCUUACCGCUUCUCAUUAUGCUGCAUGGCGUUAGCGAUACACUAUGCGUUUGUUUUUGUUAUCAGUGUUACUAUAAUAAUCAGUUUAUAAAAUAAAUAAAAAAAAUUAAAAAAAAAACAAAUCUCCCUAUUUUUCCUAUGCCUUUUGUCUUCUCAUUUGUAUUUGAGGAUCUUGAUAGUCUUAAUUUUAUGGACUAAGGUUCCGUUAAUUUUUGUGUUAUAUAUUAUAUACUACGUUCACCAUUUCAUAAUUUCACUUCCCUGAACUGUUUUUGUAUUGAUGAAAAAAAAUAUUCGUGCACUUUGCUGUACCCAUGACUCUAUUCCAAAUGCUUUUUGUGCGCAAGUGAAAAACCUAUUAGUAUUAAUUGAAUAUGCAUGUCUUCGUCUUUUUUGUGCGUGAGAAUUGCGAUACCGAAGAGUUUUAUUCGUAGGUUUUUUCCACUAUUCGUUUAUUUAUCUCAGACAAACUAUACUACUUGUUAAUAUUUUCAGUAGUGUGAAGUGAACCCGGCUUAAUUAAACGAAAAUAUUCCAACUUUUUGACGCUUAGUGUUGAUGAUUCAUUAAAUUUGUAAACAAACGCUGUACUAUGAACGAUUGUAGUAGUUUUAUCUGUUUUUUCCAGUUCUAAAUCAAUAUUUUCACUUUUUCACUGUAUCUAAGCAUUUCACUUACGCACAUGCACUUCCCUUGCACUGUAUUCCGUUUUUCAAAUACAGGCUCAUUCU
Heterobilharzia americana is the source of this 4642-nucleotide messenger RNA. Lineage: Eukaryota; Metazoa; Platyhelminthes; Trematoda; Strigeidida; Schistosomatidae. The record is from the annotation of a GenBank genome assembly.